AUGCGUCGUCCAAUACUUGUUUACAUACAUAAUGACGAUAGUCAAGUUUGUAAUACAUUUUGUAAAACAGUAUUCUGUUCAUCAACGAUUAUCGAUUAUUUACUUGACAAUUAUAUUGUUUGGCCUUGGGAUAUAACGUUUCAAUCAAAUAAAAAUACAUUGAUGAAAAUUUGGGAAGAAGUGUUUUCUAUUGAAUUUUUGAGUGAUUUUUUCACUGAAGAAUGGCCUUUAAUGAUUGGAAUUAUGCGACGAUUUGAAUAUAAAACAGAUAGAUUAAUAACAUCCGAUUAUCAAUUCCAACCAUUGCUUAAAAGUGAUAAUUUAAUGGGCAAACAAAAAUCAGAAGUCUCUGAAAUAGUUUUAAACAAAUUGCGUCUUUUCAAGAAGCAAUUUGAUGAAAAUGAACAAGUUCUUUCAUUUAAUUUCGUUGAAUCUAAUGGUCUUUCUUGGGAAGUCAUCCUUGAGACAGCCAAAUAUCUUUCAUUAAAUGAUGCAAUCUCUGCGUUCUCUACUAAUAUUCUUUCUUUAUUACAACAUCAUUCAAUGAAAUUUCAAUUAUCUAAUCCUGAUAUUCCAUUUAUUCAAAUGAUUCUUCGAAAAGUCAAACCUGAACAAAUUGUUUCUUUACAACUGGAUGGAUUUCGAUUGUGGUCGAGGAUCGAAUUAACUUUUUUAUCUACCUUUACAAACAUCAUUUCAAUGACUCUUCUCAAUUUACCAUAUGAUAAAGAAAUCAAUAAAUAUGAAAAAUACUUUCCAAAUUUGACUUGCCUUUCUCUGUGCUAUGAUAAUGAAAUUAAUCUUGAUACAUUUAGUAGUAUUUUUAAUCAAUUUUGGGAUCGAAUCAAACGAUUUGAAAUUCGUUGUGCAGGUGUACUUUGCACUCAUUAUACCACAUAUCGAUCAAACAAAUCCUACCACGUAAAUUCGACUGUGAAAUAUUUUCUAUUUGAUGUUGGUCAAUUUCCAUUGAUUUCAAUGAGUAAUUAUUAUGAAUGUAAUAGAUUAUGUUGUUUGAAAUCAAUAAUUAUUCUUAUCAAACAAAUGGCGAACAUUCGAUGUGUUCAUUUUAUUAUCAAUAAAUACGAUAUUGAAGCAUUCAUGGAUAUACAUGAAUGGGAAAUUCUCGUACAGGCAUGUUCUCAAUUGAAGAAUAUAAAAUUGCAAAUAUUAGACAGGAUGUUUCAAAACGAUGAAUUGACACAGAAAGUAUUCGAAAUUCAAACAGCAUUACACAAUAUACGACAAACAAUCAGAUUUCAAAUUUUCGGUUUAUAA
Messenger RNA from Rotaria sp. Silwood1, 1278 nucleotides. The record is from the annotation of a GenBank genome assembly. Lineage: Eukaryota; Metazoa; Rotifera; Eurotatoria; Philodinida; Philodinidae.